Molecule: messenger RNA, 1333 nt
Organism: Aspergillus versicolor CBS 583.65
Lineage: Eukaryota; Fungi; Ascomycota; Eurotiomycetes; Eurotiales; Aspergillaceae
Product: cytochrome c oxidase assembly protein COX14
Exons: 2
Coding region: 183-965 (260 amino acids)
Source: RefSeq, a predicted model, not a curated record
UGAAAAUUUCCCGGAUGCUCAAGACCUCCCCAUCAUAGCUAUCGGCGCGGCCUCACAACAGCCCUCUCGUCUCCUUUCAUGGUCUAUCACAGCACAUAGCAUUAAUUGGGGCUGUCCGAAUACCCGUUUGCAUUAAUUUCUCCCCUCUUUCCUUCGCCGUCCGCAUCACACUACCGCACACCAUGUCCCGAUCCGCCGCAGACGCAACCCGGUUCACGGCCACAGGGCCCUACGCCAGCUCAAAGCCGAGCACGGCUCCUUACAAACUCCCCGGAUUUCUAGCAAAUUCGGGCUCGAAAUCACAAAACAAUGGAUCUGGGGGGAACAGACAGGAAACACCCAAGGAGAAGGUUGAGCGUCUACGAGCACAGGCCCGGGCUGCCCGGAUAGCACAGUCGACUUCGCGCGUGGACACAUUAGUUGAUUUUGGGAGGCGAUUUGCGAAUAGGGCUCAUAAAGGGAUGGUUUACACGCUUAUUACCGCGUCCGGAAUAUGUGGUGUGCUCACUGUCUACUCCAUGGUCUCCCUGACGCUAUAUAACCGUCGCCAGCGCGCCCUCUGGAUUGAGAAGGAACUGCAAACACUCCACGAUGCACAGGCGGCAUUUGUGACCGGAACGGCAACAUCGGAACAAUUGGAGUUGUUGAAGAAGGAGAAGAUAGGCGAAAUCGUGAAGCAGAAGCGGGAAGCGGAGAAGGCUGAACGGCCAUGGAACAAGUUCAAGACCUACCUGCUUGGUGGGUUGAAGAAUGAUGAGGCCCCUUCAGCGGAGGCUACCGCGGUGAAAGUGGAAAGCAAUAAAUCUGGGGUUCUCGACACCCUCAGUAAGGCCGAACAUCAACUAGGUCCAGCCAGUUCCUCCGCUCCUUCGGGCCCGGGACAGCUGGAUGCUCUUGCUGAAAACGCAGAAGCAGCUGCCAAGCAGACAACGCGAAGCUGGAAGAGCUGGUUCACUGGUCGGUGAAUCGAGUGACGGCAAAAAAUGGCAAAAAAAUGAUAACUGAACAUUUGAGAUAUAGAUGGUGCAUAGGGCGUCCCACUUCUGAGUUGCUCCCAGGCACCCCGGUUCCCAGUUCCUUCACGAACAAGGUUUGUCUGUCAUGGACUAGCCACUCUUUUUGCAUCGCGGCAGGUGUCAUUAUCUUCCAUCUCCGUUGUAGUUUACCAACUCGGUUUGCGGCGUCCUCUGGUGUCUCUUUUUGAAAUAUUCGAGCCUAUGUAUUUAAUACUGGGUACCUUUUACGUGAUGUAAAUAUACAGUCUCCUCAUCUUGGUUAGAAAUUGUUCUUCAACAACGAAAAAUGGAAAUCAACUCUCUUCCAAACACGUGCA